This is a messenger RNA of Pelodiscus sinensis (Chinese soft-shelled turtle), 510 nucleotides long. Lineage: Eukaryota; Metazoa; Chordata; Testudines; Trionychidae. The record is from RefSeq and is a predicted model, not a curated record.
UUAAAAGGAGAAUAAAAGAAGCUGAUGUAUUUGACUGCUCAACGCAGGAAAAAAAAAGGCAGAAAGGCAUGCCAACUGACUGAGAAAUGUGAAAGAAUUUCAGAAAAAAUCACCCUAAUCAAUACCAUUUCUUUCAAGCUAAGCAAUCCUUUCAUCCCAACCAGUGAGUUUGAAGAUGGACAGAAGAAAGUUCAAGAGGAUUUUGACAUAGACAUGGAUGCCCCAGAGACAGAACGGGCUGCAGUGGCGAUACAGUCCCAGUUCAGAAAAUUCCAGAAGAAAAAGGGAGGAUCCCAGUCUUAGUCACUACCUCAUAGUUUAUUUAAAAUGGUAGUCCUGAGGUGAUCUGUCAGGAAAUUAAUAAAUAAAACUAAGAUGCAUGUACAGAAUAUUUAAAAACUCAUUGGCAGGUGUACAACAAUGACCUUGAUGUGGCCUCAUCCUUGUGACUCUCUCCAGUCCCAUUUCUCACCAUUUUACCUGAUGUAAUAAAAUGUUAGGAUGAAGUAA